AUGAAUAUAUUUUGUGAGGGUAUGAAUGUUGAUAUUAAACGUUCAGAUGGACGAGUUCAUGGAGCCUGUAUAUCUCAGGUUAAUUCAGUAAAGCAAUGUGUACAUGUUGAGUGGUAUGAAGCUGGAGAAACAAAAGGAAAAGAAUUACCAAUUAGAACACUUCUAGCAACAAAUCCAAUGUUGGCACAAAUGUAUCAAAAAAGUUUAAAUAGUAUGACAACAUCAACAUCCUCUCAACAAGAUAGUACAAUUUCUAAUAAAGUUGCUCCAACAUCAAAUAAUGAUCAAUCAAAGGUAAAACAACCAACAAAAACUUCUGUUCGUAAUUCAAUGUUUGUUACUCCAACAACAGAAUUUCCCAAAAAAAUUUUAACUCCAUCCUCGGGAGCAAUCAAAUUUUUUGAUGAAGAUGCUUUAAAAGAAGAUUUAGAUAAGACGGAUUUUAUAUCACCUUCCGGUAAAAAUAAACCAAAUUCUAUAAAAUUUCCAGGAAAAAGUCAAACUGUUUUAGAAAUAGAAAGGCUUGCUAAAGAACGUGAAGAAAGAAGAGCUAAACAAAUUGAGGAUAGAAAACAAAAAGAACAAAUGAAAAAAGUUGAUCCAAAUAAUCCAAACUGGGAGUAUUAUAAUCAAAUCCGUGAAAUUCAAAGUGGUCUUUCAUUUAAACCACUUAUUCCAUCAUUAAAUAUUUCCGAGAAACGUAUUGCAGUAUGUGUUCGUGUAAGACCUUUGUCAGAAAAAGAAACAAAAAGAAAUGAAAUUGAAGUUCUCUCAAUACCACAUUCAAAACUUCUUAUGGUUCAUCAACCACAAACAAAAGUUGACACAACAAAAUAUAUUCAAAAUUAUAAUUUUGAUUUUGAUUGUGUUUUUGAUGAGCAUGCAUCAAAUGAUAGUAUAUAUAAAGCAACAACACAACCAUUAAUACAAACAUUUUUUGAUCAAGGUUUUGUUACAUGUUUUGCUUAUGGACAAACUGGAUCUGGUAAAACUUUUACAAUGAGUGGUUCUAAAGGAGGCACUGAAAAUAACACCAAAGGCAUCUAUGCUCAAACAUCAAAAGAAAUUUUUGAUAAACUAAAUUCAAGUCAAUUUAGGAAUUCGGGAUUUUAUAUAGAUUGCGCCUUUUUUGAAAUAUAUGGUAAUAAAGCAUAUGAUUUAUUAAAUAAUAGAUCAGAAUUAAAAGUUUUGGCUGAUAAUAAUGAUGAAGUUCAAAUUGUUGGAUUAAAAACACAACAAUGUAGUACAGAUUCUGAGGUGCUUCAAGUUAUUAAAAAGGGAGUUUUAAAAAGAAUUUCUGGACAGACAUCUGCUAAUGCUACAUCUUCACGAUCACAUGCCAUAUUCCAAUUUAUUCUUAAAAAUAGUGAAGGAAAAUUAUGGGGAAAAUUGUCACUUGUUGAUUUGGCUGGAAAUGAACGUGGUGCUGAUACAGGUAACAGUGAUAUUCAAACAAGAAGAGAAAGUGCAGCAAUUAAUAAAAGUUUGUUAGCACUUAAAGAAUGUAUCCGCCAUAUGUCAGAUCCAACAAAAGAACAUGUUCCUUUUAGAAAUAGUGCUUUAACACAAUUUUUAAAAGAUUCAUUUAUUGGAAAAAAUUCAAAAUUAUGUAUGAUUGCUAUGGUAUCUCCAGCAAUUGGUUCAUGUGAAGCUACUUUAAAUACUUUACGGUAUGCUCAUGCAGUUAAACAAUUAUUAGGUGAUAAAGAACCAACAAAUAUAGAUGAUAUUGAUAUGAAAUAUGGUGAUUCAGAGGAAGAUUUUGAUGAAAGUCCAAAAGGAAAUGAAUCUAUCUUACAAAAUACAUUUUUACCAGAUGUAAAAGAUUGUAAAGAAUCAAUGAUUCAAGUAGCUGAAAAGUCACUAAAAAAAUUAAAUCUUUUAUCAAAUAAUUUGGAAAAAUUUAUUAAUAAAGGAAAUUCUAUUUCUCCAAAUAAUAUUCAAUCAUAUGUAGAUGAUCUUACAAAAUUUAUUUCAAUAUUAAAACCCCAAAUGAAUAAUUUAGUAACAGAUUUAGAGAGCGAAUGUAAUCAGUUAAAUGAAUCUCUUCAGAGUUGUGUAGAGAAUAGAAAGCCAAAAGGAGUUAAAAUGUAUCGAAACUAG
Messenger RNA from Strongyloides ratti, 2103 nucleotides. Its product is annotated as Kinesin-like protein KIF2A. The record is from RefSeq and is a predicted model, not a curated record. Bases 1 to 2103 code for a protein of 700 amino acids. Gene Ontology annotation, molecular function: ATP binding; microtubule binding; microtubule motor activity. The transcript has 2 exons. Gene Ontology annotation, biological process: microtubule-based movement. Lineage: Eukaryota; Metazoa; Nematoda; Chromadorea; Rhabditida; Strongyloididae.